CUGCGGACCUCGAAAAAAAAAACUACGGUAAUUCGCCGUCUUUGUUACCACAAACGGAACAUAGGAGAAUGUGAAAAGGUAAGAGACAACAGAGUACGUACCACUACCUCGAACGGUAAUGAGGAUCGGUGGAAGGAGUGCUGUUCCAGGAGAGAGUGCCGAUGUGAGGAACCACCGGCCUUGGUGGAGGGUCACUCCUGGCAACGCGCCAGUCCUGGCCCCGCCCCUCAUCCGACGGUCACCAUCGCGUUCGGUGUUUGUGAUCGAUCGGCUCUCAGGUGCUCCUCACCUGUGCAUGACUCAUUCCAUCUACGGGAAUUCGAUCCUGCACACUGCCUGGACCCGUCUGGUGCCCUUGAGCACGAAACUCCGGCCACAAAUGUGCUUUUGAAGAUGCACCGGACCAUUUUGCUGAUAUUCUCUCUCGCCCUUCUGGGCACCGUCUCGGCUCAGGGUCAAGUUGUCAUUGACCCCGGUCUGGAGCAAGCCCGGCAGCCGAUUCGAAAUAUCCUCGGAGGUGUCUACUCUAAUAACAUCACACUAUUCUUUCGUAAUUCACCCUAUAGGGUUACAAGUGAUCUUACUGUCGAGCACGGCGCAACACUGACGAUCGAGACAGGUGUACAGAUUUAUUUUGACACCGGCGUUGGAUUGCGAGUUAAGGGCGCUCUUCAGGCCAUCGGAAAUGAAUUUGCUCACAUUCAAAUGCUGCCUUACCAGCAACAACUCAACUAUGACGACUCCUUUCCAAAGUUUCGUCUCAUCGACGGCGAUACCGUUAGAGACGGACGGCUUCAGGUAUUAUUCAGAGAUCGGUGGCGAUCCGUCUGCACCAUGGUCACUAAUUGGACAAGUAUCGACACCACGGUGGCUUGUAAAUCCAUGGGAUACAGUGAUGGCGGCUUCUACAAAUGGCAUCUACGCAACAAUGACACCUACGCAUUCGUGCUACCACGUCCCGAUUGCCAUCCAGGAGCUAGUAGUCUCUGGGAUUGUCCUGGACUGGCCGAUCCGAAUGCCAUUCGUCUGAGUGAAAAUCUUUGCCAAGGAGAAGAUGAUCUUGGUCUCAUCUGUUGGGGUCCACCGAUAUUCCAAGGAUGGGCUCGGCAUUGGAAAGGUGUGCAGAUCUACAAUUCACCCUAUACUUACGUAAGUGCUGAUCCUGACCAAGUAGCCGUGCAAAAGGAAUCGCUGAGUCGUCUCGAAUACAUCGACAUUCUCUACGCCGGCUAUGAUGGGGCAACAAAGAACACGACAUCGGCGCUGUGGAUUGAAGGUGUUUCUCCCCUAAUGAAUGGGCUUCGAAUAGAAAGGAGCGCGCGAGACGGCCUUUAUAUCUAUGAGCCUUCCGGACCAGUACUAAUAGCGAAUUCAACAUUUUCAUGGAACAGAGGGCAUGGGAUCAUUGUGGACAACACCACCGAUGGACGAGUUUUUAUAAAUAUGACCAGAAUUGAAAAUAACUUUGGCGAUGGCAUAUGGUAUCGGCAGAAAACCGGAUCGAAUCUGCUAACGCAUGGAAUCAGAUCCAGGAGAGACCUCGGAGUUUUCGCUGAGGAGAAACCUCGAGCUGACAUUUGCCGUCAGCACUCGCUACCAUCACAGUACUUCUUUCCACAUCUACUUAUGGCUCGUCUAGAUAAUGGAACACUUUACGAUCCUACCAGUCCCCCCUCUUGUUGGAUAGCAAUUUCGUUACCACCACGCCUCGCCUACACGUUCUCGCUGCAGUUCGUGAAUGUUCGCAAUUUUAAUCCUCCUGGAACUUCUACAACAAAUCUCGUUGUGUGUGAUGCGACACAAGAACGCAAUGCGUGUGCUCUCGAGCGUCUACGUAUUCCUAUUCUGGAUGGGAUCUACCCACAGACGAUAAGUUUGAGAAGUGGCGCAACUCCUCUGUUUCUGGCGUUGGAAUACCAGCAAGAAGGAAACGUCGCUGGAUACAUCAUCGGUGACGUUGAGGUGCUUUUCAAGGUUCACGCUAGUGUUACUGACAAAGCUUUCUAUGGCCUAAACGUUACCAAUUCAAUUAUUAAUGGAAACACUGGAAAUGGUAUAUUUGGCCAUGAUAUCCGCGAAAGAACUGCGCUCUCAAAUGUGACCCUGAAUUCCAAUCAAGGAUUGGCCGGAUUCCUUAUUAAGGACGGAGCUGCCGAUAUUUGGCUGAACGACACGAGAAUCCAGGAGAACUGGGGCGAUGGCGUGAACAUCAGCUAUGCGGGAGGUGCGAUCACUAUCAACGGCACCCGAUUGGAAAGAAAUCGUUGGAGAGGAGCUGCUUUUCAUUACAACGACUCAUCCCCUUUCCUGGCUCUUCAUCAAGAGAUUGUCUUCAAAGGAAGACCAUCGAACAACAUCUUUUACCUACCGACCAUUGUUGCUGGCAACAAAUGGGGCGGUGUUCUUGUGGGGAACUUCUGCCUUCCAGCUUAUCGCAAUAUCGAGCCAAAGGUGUUGAUCAAUUGGGUUGAGUUUCUCAGCAACUCCUAUCACCCCGCUUUGGAGAUUCACUGCUGCCAAGGGUAUGGUCAUGCACGAACAGUUGUUGACAUUACUGGAAAUCGGAUCGAAGGAAAUGGUGGGAUGGGAUUCCGGAUGGCUCCGUCAGUGAACGUACUUGCCUACAUCAAUAGUAAUCAGUUCCUGAACAACAAUGACACAGCCCUGUUCAUCAAAAACGCCAACCAUCCACAGCUAUGGCCACUCAGAGCAAAUGUGACGAUUUCGAAGAAUGCUUUCAAGUUCAAUCGAGGAAAGUACAUUAUUUCCAUUGGGCUGAACGAGGACUCUCCUGUACAACAACUGAUCUUCAACCAACAGAACGAAAUCCGUGAGAAUGUUGUUAUCAACCCGUUCCCAGAACUCCAACCACGUUCCACUCCCUACGCAGCCAUGGUCGUUUCCAGCAGUAAUGUGAUUAUCCGUCGAAACUGCUUCAAAAACCCCCAAGCUGUCUACGAGAUUGGCGCUGAGCUUGGCGAACACGCCAAGAGGAUUGACGCUCGGGAAAACAACUGGGGAUCGCCGUCACCGUCACAGUUCAUGAACAAAAUCUUCGACCAGUUCAACCGUUACUCGCUGGCAGAAAUAGUUGUUGGACCGUACGCUGCUGUUUGCAAUCAAAGAAAUCCCCACAUCACCGCUCUGCAGGAGUUUUUUCGCGAGUUUCGCAAGGAAUCUCAGCCUUUUGUUCUUGGUGGAACCAUUUACGAGAAUCACGACUUGGUACCUGGCAGGUACACUGUAGUCGAUGAUUUGCAUGUGGUUCCCGGAGCAAAAUUGACCAUAGCACCUGGCUCCACUCUCGAAUUCUACGACGGCGUUGGAAUGCUCGUCCAGGGUGAAUUAUCAAGAACGGAGUUCUUCGGUCCCGAAAAGCAAGUAGUUUUCACGAGCAAACCGUUCACACUUGCCAAGAAUAAGAAUAUUCGAUUGGUCGACGACGAUGGAAAUGAUGAAGUGACAGAGGGACGACUAGAGGCCUUUGUUGAUGGCGUGUGGGGUACAGUGUGCAAUCGAACCUGGUCAGCGCAAUUGGCGCAGCUUUCCUGCAACCAGCUCGGCUUGAUAACCGAUCCGGAAUUCUUCGAAAACUGGAGGAUAUUUCGUUCUCAAGGAGAUCUGCCAAUGAUCAUGGAUAACAUUCGUUGCGAGGAAAAUGAGGUGGAUUUGACCCGAUGUCGCCAUGAUGGUGUCGACCACAACGUAGCCGCGGGUUGUCGUCCCACUGAAGUAGUCGCUAUACGAUGCGCUGAACCUCGCUGGGCUGGCGUGCGCUACUCUCUGCUUGCAAAUCCGCCAACCUUUACCGGGCAGACCACCAUGAGCAACUGGAUUAUUGAAAAGGCUGGUUUGUUCGAUUUCCGAGUGCCAGUGUUCUCCCCUGCUCUUCAAAUCGACUGGAACUACCACGUUUUCCACGAUCUCCACAUCAGAAAUAACUUCUGGAAUGGCAUCGAUAUCGUCUACAAUGAUCUCAUAAAAAAACCUGCUAUCCGAAAAAGCAUAGUGACGAACAACCGUCGUAAUGGAAUGCAUUUGAGAUCGGUCGGAAUUACAUUAGAGGAAAUGACCCUUACUCGUGCGGGACAGGCAGGAUUGCGGUACAACCCGCAGAUUUCAUCUUCACUGCAGAAUGACAUCGUCUCGUGGCUUGAUAUGAGGGAACAACCCGAACUUGAAGCGAACAACGUCUACAUCAUACCGAACGAGGCUUAUAGGACUAUACAGGUUAUUGAGAGCCAUCUUAAUCAAAGAAAAUUCCUAGUGGCCAAAGAAACACCGGAAUGUCCAGCUGUUCCACUAGAACGAUGUGUAUUUGAGAUGAAGUUGCAAGCCAGUGGCUUCGGCUAUGGUCUUCCAGCAAGAAUGGCAAUACAAAUUGUCAACCCGGUGUCAAACAUCUCGGAUGAGGACGCAGUGUUCUAUGACGAAGGGAGCGCGAAAUCGUUCAGCGUCAGAAGCAACUCUAUUCAGUUCCCCGUUGUGUUCAAUUCUAACCGAGUUACCAUGCAGUAUACACGAUCUUACGGUACCCCGAAGCUCAUCAUUCUUGUGCUUUUUCUUGAUGCUCAAGAAUACCUCGACCGGUUUGUUCAUCUCUACAAUUCCGUUGUCGAAGACAACCAGUACGGCAUUUCAUCAGUUCACUAUAGUAACCUUUCGUAUGCUGAUGGAACCAUAACGAAUCGAUGGAGCAAUGAGAAACUGUGGUUUCAGAAGGUUAAUUUCACGCGGAAUUCCGAUGCUGUCAUUUGGAUUCAUUCACCGCAACACGAAGUUCUACCAAACACUCCCAUCUCAGAGAUCUACUAUCAUCUGGACAACUGUUCCAUAGCCGAUAACCAUGGGCCAGUAAUCGAGACCCACCGGGACUUAUUUGCCUCGGCAAACAUUUUCCACUGGAAUAUUUGGUCGAACACUUUCGUGAACAAUACCAACAGCGGUGUGGCAGUGCGCCUUCCAGACACCUACGACCUUCUUGCCAAACCUGAACACAGCUUUUGGAUGACUGAGAAUCGUUUCGAAAACAAUGACAACCUUUACGUAUUGCUGGAUGGAUUUUAUGCUUUUGCCAAUAUCUCGUCGAAUAAUUUCACCGACAACUACUCAGAUAAAGGUCUAAUGGAGUUGAGAGGAAUGGAGAAGAAACUCGUCAUGGAGCGUAAUCGUUUUCUCACUAACAAGGCGCAAUGGUUGGUGAGAAUUGAGAUCACCUCUCAAUCUAUUCGUAAUCUACUUGUCGAUGCCUAUAUCCAAUACAAUUAUUUUCUUCACAACCAUUUCAUAAAGGCGAACGAAGACUAUGUGGAUUCAUGGCCGCGAUCUUUCGCAGUAGGAGUGUUUGGUACGCAGAAAGUUGAUAUCCACUUCAAUCAGCUCAGAAAUCCUUUACUUGAUUUCGAGGUUGUCUCAGGAUGCAAGUACAUAUCGAUCUAUGACCGAAUGAACGUAUCGUACAACUGGUGGGGUACAGGCAACGAUGCUGAGGUCGCCCAACGAGUGUUCGAUUUUGAUGAUUGGAACACCUUCACCCUGGCAGACUAUAGCCCCUUCUAUGUCACAAACGAGUUGUUCAUAAAUUUUUGGUGGAAACCAAGAAAGGCAAGCGGACAGCUGGCUAACGCCACGUACAGCGAGCCAUCGGCACAAGAUCUCAAAGGCAGGAUGUUUGAAUCGAAGAAUCUCACUCUAAUCAGAGAGCGCUGGCCAGUGUUCCCGAAUUACUACAAACCUUUCCGUCCGUAUCGGAUUACUCGUGACCUCACAAUCAUGCCCGGGGCGACAUUAUGGAUCGAAAGAGGCGUUGAGGUUCAUAUUUGGCCGAAUGUUCGAAUCCUUGUGCUAGGAGAUCUGAUCGCUGAUGCCACGUAUUGGGAACCGAUAAGGUUCAAGCCGAUCAAUACAACAGAGUUUGACGAGAUGCGAGGGAGAAUCGGUACAAGGUACAAACGCAGUACAAUAUACCUCAGACGUCGUAAACGCAGUGACGUUGGGCAGAGAAUUCAAAGAUGGCAACGAAGGCGAAGAGCCAAUCGAGCCCGACCGGACGAUGUCUACACUCAGUUCCCAUUGCUUUAUCGUGACGACCCGUACUACCAGCGGUUCACGGUCUCCUUAAGCGACAACAGUACUGUUCGUGGUCGAGCGGGAUUCCUUCAGAUCUACAACGCUACCACAGGAGAGACCAUUGCUUCAUGCGACAGACAGUUCACCGUUCGGAAUGCUCAAGUAGUCUGCCGAGAACUGGGGCUCGAAACAAUGAAUGCUUAUCACUGGCUAACUCCUCGAUGGGAUUACAACCCCCAGAUUCGACUCGUAAAGACGUACGUCGAGCCUCGAGAAUGCCGAGGAAGCGAACCUAGUCUCGACAGAUGUCAACUUCGUCUCACAGGAAACGAUUCGCAGUGGCAGUGUAUGGACAAUGAACAUUUCAACUACGUCUACUGUGGCCCGAAUACGACCUUAGAUCAAAUCUACAUUGGCAACUGGGGUGGCCUCAGCUUUGCACGAGCAUCACUUGAACUGGACCAACUCCCCGUGAAAGAUGCAUCAAUACUUCGUAACGUGGAAAUCGUUGGUGGCGGUUCUGGUCACAAUGACAGUUUCCAGUCAGCUGGACUACAGCUGUUCUAUCGUUCGCCAUUGGUAGACCACGUGAAUGUGACCAACAGCAGUAUGCAUGCAAUUCAGGUACUGUCUCCUCGGGAAAAGGUGAUUCUAAAUAUGGUAAACGUAACGAACAAUGGUGGUCUGGGUAUAAGCAUCACUACGGCUACCGUCCAAGGCGGCAACACGAAUGCAGAUACUCCAUUUCAACCAUUGACCAUACCUUAUUACUCCCAAGGAAUGGUCGAUAUCUGUGCAGCUGAGAAGAUGAUGGAGAUCAGCAAUCGAGUCCUGCUUUCCUUCCAAUCACGCUUUUGGCUGAAUACAGGUCGGUCGAUUUCAUAUUCCCUUCAAUUUACCAUAUUACCAGUCUCAUCACCGUCUCUCAUAAAUCCAUCCGAAGGAUUCCAAUAUUCUCGCGUCUGA
Messenger RNA from Haemonchus placei, 7035 nucleotides. The record is from the annotation of a GenBank genome assembly. Lineage: Eukaryota; Metazoa; Nematoda; Chromadorea; Rhabditida; Trichostrongylidae.